AUGGAACGCCUACUAUUGCCUGUCUCUCGCGACGGCUUCGAAUACUGCAACAAUGAAUUCUACGCCCUCGUGCAUCCCAACCAUCGACAUCGCCGCUCCUCCAUCCCUGAACUACGUGCCUUCUUCAACUCAACCUCCAAGAAGACCUCUAUCAAGGACAAGCCUGCGCAUUGGUACCGGGCUCAACUGAUUCAUUAUGGUCUCCAGCCGACAGAUAUUAAAGGGACCGCUGCGAUGCGACUCCUUGAUGCUUUGGAUCGGGAUGUCCUCAAGGUGCCGGGUUCCGUUCAACGAUUGGAGCGGGCGUUGAAGAGAGAAUAUAACAAUGAGAAGAAGAUUGUCGAAGAGAAGAGGGCUUCCUCGGCUAAACGAAAAGCUCCGUCCAAACAGAAGGCCCAGUCCAAACAGGAGCCAAAGUCGAGAGACUUCGCCGAACUUGAUGAUUACGAAGAGCUGUUGGGCGUCGUAUCUCAAGCUGUCGAGAGCUCCAAGAAUACGGGAGCUCGAGGUAUUAAUGUUUCAAAUUUGAAUGUGAAUGUCAACAUUGGAGGGCUCGAUCGCCCUCGCAAAUCGGCCAAGAAGACGUCGACUAUCGGAGUCAAACCGGAGCCGGUUGCAGAGCAGGAGAUGUUCAAUUGGCCCAGUCAGGUUGGAGAUCCAGGGAGUUCUGGCUAUAUGCCAUUGUACCGUCCCCGCCCAACACUCGGCCUCUUGAACGGCAUCUACAAGAUUGAGGCCUACAUCCUCGACACCUUCGACUCCAACAUCAUCCUCUGCCUCGACGAUCGCAGCCUCUGGGGCCGCUUCCAGCUCGGAUGCAUCGAAGGGAUGCUUUACAUAGCCGAACGUCCCUGGUCCGUCUCCAACGAGGAUGGGGACGGUUGUCCGUACCUAUGGCGGCGAACCAGAGGCGUCGACACGGGGCUUGGGCUUCGUGGAGAACAGCACUCCGGGAGCAUGCGGUUUCUGGGAGAUGGGAACAUCAACGGAAUAUUCUACAACCUUCUAGAUGGAGAGGGAGGAUGGUUAGAUAGUCAGUUUCAGGGAAUGAGAGUUGGCGGGAGGCCUGGUCCCCCGUCUUAUAGCGAUGCAUACAGUAUGAGGAUGGAUUUUGAGAGUAUCCGUUGA
Aspergillus melleus is the source of this 1128-nucleotide messenger RNA. RefSeq lists its product as uncharacterized. Bases 1 to 1128 code for a protein of 375 amino acids. The record is from RefSeq and is a predicted model, not a curated record. The transcript has 2 exons. NCBI's taxonomy places the organism in Eukaryota, Fungi, Ascomycota, Eurotiomycetes, Eurotiales, Aspergillaceae.